Cavia porcellus (domestic guinea pig) is the source of this 5983-nucleotide messenger RNA. It is a transcript of the gene Ano6, whose product is annotated as anoctamin 6. Gene Ontology annotation, cellular component: plasma membrane. Gene Ontology annotation, molecular function: protein dimerization activity; chloride channel activity. The record is from RefSeq and is a predicted model, not a curated record. Gene Ontology annotation, biological process: calcium activated phosphatidylserine scrambling; chloride transmembrane transport; calcium activated phosphatidylcholine scrambling. The coding region runs from base 210 to 3002 and encodes 930 amino acids. The transcript is spliced from 21 exons. Lineage: Eukaryota; Metazoa; Chordata; Mammalia; Rodentia; Caviidae.
AUCAUUCCGCGGCCGUCCGCCCGCCCGCCCCGCGCCGCACUGGGCAUGCUCAGUGGCGCGCCGCCCAGGCAGGGCUUCCCCGCGCCCGGGACACGCGCGCCGCACUCCCCGCCCGGGCGUCCGCCCCCUGCUCCCUGAGACCUGCGCUCUUCCGGGACCCCGGAUCCCCCGGCCGCUCGCCGAGUUCGGAGCCACCUUCUGGGGGAGAUAUGCAAAUGAUGACCAGGAACGUUCUGCUAGACAUGGACCAAGAGGAGGAGGAUGACGAGGAGGAUGGAGACAUCGGUGAUGUUCCAGCCUCCGGGAGGCCUUUUCUGACUCCUGCUAGUGUCCUCCCAUCCAUGCUGGUGUUGGAAAACUUGGACCAGACAAUUCUCUCUAAUUGCGGGUCACUAGAAGAACAGCAGGAUUUCCAAGUCCCGGAGUUUGAGGAAUUUAAUGGAAAAGCUGACUCCCUGUAUUUUAACGACGGCCAGCGAAGAAUCGACUUUGUUCUAGUGUAUGAAGAUGAAAGUAGAAAAGAGACCAAUAAAAAGGGCACAAAUGAAAAACAACGGAGAAAAAGACAAGCAUAUGAAUCUAACCUCAUCUGCAAAGGGCUGGAGCUAGAAGCAACAAGAUCAGUCGUGGAUAAUAAGCUUGUUUUUGUAAAAGUACAUGCGCCUUGGGAAGUAUUAUGUACAUACGCUGAGAUAAUGCACAUCAAAUUGCCUUUGAAACCCAAUGAUCUAAAAACCCGGUCUUCAGCCUUCAGCCAUCUCAACUGGUUCACUAAAAUCCUCAGUGUGGAUGAAAAUAUCAUCAAGCCAGAGCAAGAGUUUUUCACUGCCCCAUUUGAAAAGAACCGAAUGAAUGAUUUUUACAUUGUUGAUAAAGACGCCUUCUUCAAUCCAGCCACCAGGAGCCGCAUUGUUUACUUCAUCUUGUCUCGGGUCAAGUAUCAAGUGGUAAACAAUGUGAGCAAAUUUGGGAUUAACAGACUUGUAAGUUCUGGAAUCUACAAGGCAGCGUUCCCUCUCCAUGAUUGCAAAUUUGGCCAACCGUCAGAGGAUCCCAGCUGUCCUAAUGAACGAUACCUUCUGUACAGGGAAUGGGCUCAUCCACGGAGCAUAUACAAAAAGCAGCCCUUGGAUCUUAUCAGGAAAUAUUACGGAGAGAAGAUCGGAAUCUAUUUUGCUUGGCUGGGCUAUUACACACAGAUGCUCCUCCUGGCAGCUGUAGUGGGGGUGGCCUGCUUUCUCUACGGAUAUUUCAGUCAAGAGAACUGUACAUGGAGCAAAGAAGUUUGUAAUCCUGAUAUUGGUGGCAAUAUCAUAAUGUGUCCUCAGUGUGAUAAGCUUUGUCCAUUCUGGAGACUCAAUAUUACCUGCGAGUCCUCAAAGAAAUUGUGCAUCUUUGACAGUUUUGGAACUCUAGUCUUUGCGGUAUUUAUGGGAAUAUGGGUUACUUUGUUUUUGGAGUUCUGGAAGCGUCGCCAGGCAGAGCUGGAGUAUGAAUGGGAUACUGUUGAGUUUCAGCAGGAAGAACAAGCCCGACCAGAAUAUGAAGCACAGUGUACACAUACAGUGAUAAAUGAGAUUACUCAGGAGGAAGAGCGCAUCCCCUUCACCGCCUGUGGGAAGUGCAUCCGGAUGACCCUCUGUGCCAGUGCCGUCUUUUUCUGGAUCCUGUUGAUCAUUGCUUCAGUUAUCGGCAUCAUCGUUUACAGGCUCUCGGUGUUCAUUGUAUUUUCCACUACCCUUCCCAAAAGCAUCGACGAGACAGACCCAAUCCAGAAGUAUCUGACCCCGCAGAUGGCCACGUCCAUCACUGCGUCCAUCAUCAGCUUUAUCAUUAUCAUGAUUCUGAACACUUUCUAUGAAAAAGUGGCCAUCAUGAUCACUAACUUCGAACUCCCAAGGACCCAGACUGAUUAUGAAAACAGCCUAACUAUGAAGAUGUUCUUAUUCCAGUUUGUCAACUACUAUUCAUCCUGCUUCUACAUAGCAUUUUUUAAGGGCAAAUUUGUAGGCUAUCCAGGAGACCCGGUAUAUUGGCUGGGGAAAUACAGAAAUGAAGAGUGUGACCCGGGUGGCUGCCUCCUUGAACUGACGACUCAGCUGACAAUAAUCAUGGGAGGAAAAGCAAUCUGGAAUAACAUCCAAGAAGUAUUACUUCCCUGGAUCAUGAAUCUAAUCGGACGCUAUCGCAGAGUUUCCGGAUCAGAAAACAUAAGGCCACGGUGGGAGCAGGAUUACCAUCUGCAGCCCAUGGGCAAGCUGGGGUUAUUUUAUGAGUAUCUGGAAAUGAUUAUUCAGUUUGGGUUCGUCACCCUAUUUGUGGCCUCUUUUCCACUGGCUCCUCUGUUGGCUCUGGUGAACAAUAUAUUGGAAGUAAGAGUGGACGGAUGGAAACUGACCACCCAGUAUAGACGCAUGGUGCCAGAAAAAGCCAAAGACAUCGGUGCAUGGCAGCCCAUCAUGCAAGGAAUAGCAGUUCUGGCUGUGGUGACCAAUGCCAUGAUCAUUGCCUUCACAUCAGACAUGAUCCCCCGUCUGGUGUAUUACUGGUCCUUCUCCGUCCCUCCCUACGGAGACCACACUCACCACACAAUGGAAGGCUACAUCAACAAUACUCUGUCCAUCUUCAACGUCUCAGACUUCAAAGACAUAAGCAAGGCAGACUCAGACUCUGGGCUUGGUAACUAUACCACAUGCAGGUAUCGUGAUUUCAGAAAUCCACCUGGACACCCACAAGAAUACAAACACAAUAUCUACUAUUGGCAUGUGGUUGCUGCCAAGCUGGCUUUUGUCAUUGUCAUGGAGCACAUCAUCUACUCUGUGAAGUUUGUCAUUUCUUACACAAUUCCAGAUGUCUCAAAAAGCACGGAGAGCAAGAUCAAGAGAGAAAAAUACUUAACCCAGAAGCUGCUUCAUGAGAAUCACAUGACAAAAAACAUGGGCAUCAUGAUUCAGAAGGUGGCUGAAGUGGUAGAUAACAAUCGUCGACCAAAGUCCGAAUGAGAAGUGCUCUUACGUUCUGAGAAGUGCUUUAACGAAUUCAGUUCUGUCAAAAUAUGUUACGAACUGCUAAUGAGAAUGUUUAAAUGAAAUCAUGCUGGCAAAUGUGAGUCUUAAAUGUUGUCAUUUAUGCAUUUGUCAGUUUCAGCUAUUGGUGCAGGAAUUGCAAAAUGUAAGAGAUCAAGGAACGCCAUAAAACUUCCCACCUGGAAAGCCUGAUGCUACCCUUUUCUGAUAAAUUGGAAUUCUAGUAACACAGGAAAAGUCUUUUUACUGUGCUGAAAAACCACCUUUUCUAAAGCAGAGCACAUUUUUUUCCUCUUAAAUUACUCUGUUCCUUUUUGUUCUCAAGUAUGAUUUCCUUUAUUUUUAGGUAAUGUUUCAUUUCUUCAUCUUACCAAAUCUGUUCCAGAGUUGAAAAGUAUUACUGUACCAUUAUUCGAGACUAAAUGUGCUACCAUCUUAGUAGCUCUUACGUGAUUAAAAAAUAGCUAACUCAGAAUUGAGUUUGAGUGCUCUGUUAAGUGGCAAAUAGAUUCAAGAAUUCACAAUAUUUAGGCAUAUUAUCGUAUCCGCACAGAAAGCCCUAAUUUAGUAAGAAAUAGUUUCAGUCUAGCCUCUUUUCCAUCUCAGAGAAAUAUCCUUAAUGGAUUGGAAUAAGGAUAGCAAGCUCUUGAAGCAUGUUUGCAAUAAUCCACAGUGACACCUUUUAUCUUCUAGGAGCAUUCCUAGAAUGUUCUGUGCCUAAUCAGUGUUGACUACUUUGUAGACCUCAAGGAAAUAAGAUGACAAAAAGUAGGGAAAAUUACAGAAUUAUAACUCUCAUUGAUCUGGAUAAUUCAUUUACCUCUUCUAAAGAUCCGUAGUUUCUUGGAGGAAAAAAAUGAUUACUGAAUGAUUGAAAUUACAUUUUUAUCAACAUAAUGGUCUAGAAAAGGUAAGCCCCUCGGUUUCCCAUCAGUUGAUUUUUACUAAAUCCAGGAGGUGCUUUAUCACAGACUACCAAGCGCCUUAGUGAGUGGCUCGCACUGUUGGCCUUGUGGCAUUAUGAUGCUGUGCAGUCAGGGAGACAGCAGAUGCCCUAAUUGGGAGCCACACUCUUGUGGACCUCGUGUGGGGGGACUCCUGCGUGACUUUGUUGCUGUAUGCUCCAGUGAUAAAUAUACCAAAGCGCCUGCCAUAUGGUGAAUGUGGCUUCCUAACCUUCCGUCCUCUUAUUCUGGGCCCAGUUGCUUGGUGGUAAUUAAAUGCUUGCACUAGGAAUAUUGCUCAUCAUGGAAGACUGAACUGGACUUGAAUGUCCAGCCUUUCCUAAGUAAGGCUCAUCAGGUCAUUAAGGGCAACAGGAGAAAGUUUUGGUGGCAGACUCCAAUGUCGUUUACAGGUCGCUUUUUGCUGACCUCUGCACCACCGUGCGUCUUUCCCUCAGUCUACUCAGCCUAGCAGCUUGCUGAGCGUUACUGCCUGUUAAGUGUCAGCAGGGCCUGCACCUCUCUCUAGGCAGUGCUGGGUGGAGGGGGAGGUGGCUCACAUCAUGUUUGUGGAUGGGCCCCUCUCCCCUUUGGGGUGCUGUUAAAUCCUCAGGUGCCCCAGGAGUCAGUCUAUCCAGAAUCCAGGAGCAGUGUGAACAUAAUUUCAGUGACCACACUCUGAAGGCUUGUACAAUAAUAAAGUGGCUGAACUCCAGAUCACAACUCCAAGUACCUUCCCUGUUUUCAGUUUCUUAAAAAGUGUAUAUAUGCCAUCUGCAUAAUGUAUAUAAUUCAUCAGGCAGUAUUCUGUGCUUUUAAAUUGUCCCAUUGGAUCAGGGACAACUUUUCAUUACCUUUCUUGAUAAUGUAUGUUAACAGAAUGGCCAGGAUGCCCAGCACAGGCCAGGAAGGAGCAUCUUCCCCGCAGAGGGAACUGUGUUUUGUUUCCACACGUCCUAGAUGGGGCACCACUGUGCCCUUGCCUACCCUCCCUGAGACAGCUCCUGGAGUGGUGUGUCACUUUUUCUCUUAUUACCUCUUCUAUUUUCUAAAGUGUGUGUGACUAUCUCCUAGUGUUAGAUUCGGCAGUUUCUGUCAUCAUAGAAAACAAAAUGUUUGUACCUUAUCUCUCUGUAUAUAGGAUAGAUUUUCAAAAGAAAUAUGCAUUUAUGUGCUCUUAACCCAGCUAAGAGAUUACUCUUCAUAGUUGAAAAUGUGCUGCUGUGGACAGGAGGAAAAAAAAACCCCAAAAAACUCUACAUUUCAAAAGGCAGCAAAGGUGAUACCUAACACUGCCAGCUGCCCCAGAAAGCUAAGUUGCCAUGGAGACCUCCACCCCGCCCCGCUGCCACUGCCACCACCAUUCCCUCAUUGGUGUUCAUGUGAGUGUGGUGUAGGUGGUGGGGAAAGAGGGGGCGCUGUGCCUGUGGGCUGGGGGCUGCAUCUGCAGAGGAGCGGAGGCAGCUGCUCACCCCCCAAAACCAAACAGCAAGGUAGUGAGCCUGUGAGGGAGGACCUGGUCCUCACCCUGUCCGGUGUUAACCACUAGAGAAAUUUUAGCUUUACAGCCUUUUGUAAUACCUGUGAAUUUCAGUGGAUUGAAGCAUUAGGCCAAAUACUCAGGGUUUUGUUAUUUUUCUUUAAACAUCCCUCACAUGUUCUAAAUAGUUCAUUAGAAAUGGAAAGCCAUUAUUUUUGUUGUAAAACUAAACUAGGCAAUCUUGUAAAAUGUCACACCAAACUCUUUGUAUUGCACAUGUAUCUUGAAUUUCACAGAACAUUAAUUCACAAUAGGGGGCAGAAAGUGAUCUGUUGGUGAAACACAUCUUAUACUCUUUUCUUACGUUAUAAUGUGUUUGAAAAGUUAAUGUGUGAGCAAAACUGAAAUAUUCAUUAUGCUUUUCAUAUACUGUGGCCUAAGAUGUAAAAUUUGUAAUUAAUGUGUUAAUUUCUAUGCAUUUAAUAUUCUUUAUAAUUAUGAGCAUUUUAAUAAAUUCACUUUUACAACAAUAA